Molecule: messenger RNA, 1599 nt
Organism: Maudiozyma barnettii
Lineage: Eukaryota; Fungi; Ascomycota; Saccharomycetes; Saccharomycetales; Saccharomycetaceae
Gene: NBA1
Product: Nba1p
Exons: 1
Coding region: 1-1599 (532 amino acids)
Source: RefSeq, a predicted model, not a curated record
AUGUCAGGACAAGUGUUAGAACGCAAGACACCAUCGCCAAAUGUCUCGAGCACACAGAGGCUCUCUGCAAUGAUCGAUUCCCUUCACAAUAUACAAUCUAAUGAGGACCUGCUACGGCUUUCAAAUCAACAGCCAAAGAGUGAGGAGUCCCUCAAGGCACCAAAUAGAAAUUCUCUUGUACCACCUUCAGUGUCCUCUUUUUCUCCUUAUCAAGGGUCAAGUUCAGUGUCAGAUUACUCAGGAGUUAUUAGUCAAGCAAUGGAAGUAGUACGAGUAAAUAAUAACGAAGUUAAUUCAGUUCAACCAUUGAACGCACAUGCAACAAUAUCUAAUUUGGCACUAAGUCACAAUGAUAUUGAGAAUAUAGAUGUAUCGUCAUCUAGUGAUAGUGACGGAGACAAGAAACCUUUAUUACCAAAUCUCCCAACUGAAGAAGACUUAAGAAAGACAAGCUACGCCUCUAGAUUACCAACUUUUAUUUCUGAGAGAAGCGAAACUCCAGUAGCUACAAUUACAGAUUCUCCUGGUAAGAGUACUAUGACUUCAAAGGGUUCAGGGUAUAACAAAAGUAUACCUUCACAUCUCAACUUAGAGAAGGAAGAAAAUUAUAUGACGUCUGACUUCAUCUCGGAUAAUGAUGACGAUGACGAUGUAGAGAGGACAGAAAGAGAACUGAUGUCACUAAAUAUUCGUGAUCCGAACCAUUCCCAUUAUAAAGAAUCUAGUAUAAACGAUAUUGACAAUACUGAUAUAAUAGAUGUUAGUGAUCACAGUUCAAUUGCUUCAAGUAUAGGAGAAUCAUUGAAUGGAGAUGAUGUCACGCCAGAGAGUAAAAUAUCAGUAGAACAAAACGGCGUGAAUGUGUCUCCUGUCGUUCCACCAAGAAGCAAGGAUAGACCAAGAGCCAAUAGGAUACCAACAGAAAAAAGGGUUAUUGAGGCUAAACAGGAGGAAGCAUUAAGAGUACAAAAACCUCAUCCACAGAGUCACAAAUCUCUAACGUCAUUUCAAAGUACUACAAAUAAUUCAGAGAGUUAUUAUUCCGCAGCAAGUUUCUUACCAGAAGAAGACAAUCUGAAAAUGGAUGACUUUUCAAUCCAUGAUCCACAACAAUUUACUACAAUGAAUAAAUCAGGAACUAUGGUUAAACCACCGAACCAUUUCUCAAACGAAGAAAUUUUCGGAGAUACCCCAUCAAAAAUACAUACUGUCGAUCUUGAUAAUAUAUAUGAGGAUAUCCAUCCUGCAACAUUACCUCCAAAGAAGGUGACAUCCAAUGUUAUUCAAAUAUCAACAAAACCUCAAACUAAAUCAAGUUCCAAAAAGGACCAUAAAAAGAAUAAAAAGAAAACAAAGGAAUUACGAGACUUCAAUGUCGAAACUAUUAACGAAUUAUUAAACGUUACAAAGGGUACUUUAAUCGGUUCAGAAUUUUCAAACCUUGGUAUGAAGAUGGAAGAAAAAAGAUUAUUGGAAAGAUUAGUUGAUUCAUUAUCAAGAUUGACAGCUGAUAUGGUACUUGAACCAAAUCGCUACGAUGAAGGUUUAAGAAGGAUAAACAAGGCUACUAGAGCCCUUGAAGGUUUCGUUGAAAAAUGA